UUUUAUAGAUUAUGCAUGGUUAAAAUAGAAUCUCUCUGGGUACGAGUUAGCUUUACUAUUUGUCAACGUAAUUGGGUUAACUCGUUCCACUUGAGAUUAAUUAAGUUUAUUUUUCUUUUCGGACAUUUUGGAUCAGCUCUUUGGACGAAUAAGAAAAAUGACCCAGAAUUCCAACCAAUAGAAACAGUUUGUCUCUCUACUCAAAACUAUUCGGAGGAUCAUAUAAUCCAGAUUGAUACAUCGCUGCACAGAAUCAAGCACAAGACAACACAAUGUCGGGACGGGGACAAAGUCAAGCCAACAACAACAAGUCUGAUCAGUGUAACCCCAACAAUCCAAAAUAUGGAGGGCACACUAGCAAAUACUCCGGAACCGGAACUAGGACAGACUUAAAUAACCACGGCAACCAGCUGAAUCCCAACAACGAACGGUUCCAACCAAAGAAAAAGUAGUGUCGGCAGAAAAAAUGACCUGCUGAAAAAGACUUUUUAAAAAAUCAGUCUACAUGUAUGUUUUGAUGAACUCGAUAAAAAAAUUGUUACAAUAA
Molecule: messenger RNA, 547 nt
Organism: Ostrea edulis (European flat oyster)
Lineage: Eukaryota; Metazoa; Mollusca; Bivalvia; Ostreida; Ostreidae
Exons: 3
Coding region: 16-393 (125 amino acids)
Source: RefSeq, a predicted model, not a curated record